Messenger RNA from Mycena citricolor, 2118 nucleotides. The record is from the annotation of a GenBank genome assembly. Lineage: Eukaryota; Fungi; Basidiomycota; Agaricomycetes; Agaricales; Mycenaceae.
GUUGACUAACUCUAUGAAGUGAUGUACAGUGCGUCUCACAGCCACUAUCAUUUCCCCGCCAUCCCGCGACUUCGCUUCGCUCAUGACCAUCGUAGACCUGCCUGAAGAUGUUUGGCAGAUCGUGGCCCUCUUCUUUCCACAACGAGAGCUUUCGCCCCUCAUAUCAGUUAACAAGGCGCUGUACAACAUCGUGUUAAACGCCAAAUACCGAGAAAUCCAUUGGGACAAGGUGGAUAAGGAUUUGGCGCGCACGCUGGUGCGUCUACGAACACCCUGUAUUGCUCAACGCGUUCGCCGACUACAUGUUCGAGCUUGGUUCAUCGAGUAUCUCAACCGGAAGGAGGCCCAGUCCCGUCCUUCGGCGAUGGCCAUUUCUAAACGCUGGCUAAACCGCCACUUGCGACUGCCGUCUCGUUUGAGCCACGGUGCGAAGGGGAACACGACAUACGCCGAGGAUAUCAUGGAGGCAAUGACGGAAGCUCUAUCUCUGAUGAGCCAGGUCACGGAGUACACUUUCGAAUGGCGUGACCUUUCCCCCAAUCAACGAACGUUACGCUUGCUCUCGACUGCUCGGAGCGCGUUCGGAAUAAGUCUACGCAAACUCACUCUGAACGCACAACUUGAGAACUUCAGGGCGCUGGUAUCAACGGUCGAAUUCGAAAACCUCGAGGAUCUGGAGCUCUAUUUUGACCACGACAACAUCGAGUUGGAUGUAGAAGAGACGCUUCGAAUUCUGCAAAAUACCAUUGCCCCGUUCAUUAACCGCUUUCGACGUACAAUCAGCAGCCUCUUCAUCUUCUCUGCUUCCAAGGCUGACCUGUCGUCUCUGUUUCCUGCCUUGGACAAGUUCCCUCGUCUAUACAACCUGAUAUUUCACUUGCCCUGGGACUCUGCACAUCUUUCCGAGCCAGAUGCGCUCAUUGGGUUCUUGCGUCGAAACACGGAGAUGUUACGGAGCAUAGAGCUCCGCAAAUCAUAUGCGGCCGUCUCCGAACCGGCCGAUGCACCAACCUGCAUUUGGUCUCAGUUCUCCCGGGCACUGCUCUCGGACCCUCGAGUGCUAACAGAUCUCACGAUUCUCAAAAUACCCGCCUUCAGGUCCUUCGAAGAGACACUCGCAUGUAUCAAUUAUUCGGCGCAUACCCUGACAACCUUACAUCUGGUUGACUAUUUCUUCGGCGAAGACGAGCUACUUGCUUUCGUGCAACUUUUCGCUCGCCGCAACCUAGACUCCGGUCUACGAACAUUGUAUAUCGGCCUGUCUACGCUGACUGUUUCGACAAUAGAUCUUCUGGCCCGGCGAUUACCGGCCUUGGAUAGCUUGGGCCUUGUGCUGGCUGAAUAUGUCGCGUCGGAAAUUAUGAUUAUGCAACACAACAUACUAGUCGUAUGUGAUGAGACACCUGCCUAAAGUCGUGCCACCUCUAAAUUGCCUUGCAAGCUGCAGGCAUCUCCUUUCUGCAUGUCUCUCGCGGCACAUUCUUUUCCCGAAUGGGGACUGGCCAACAUCGGAAUCUGGUCAAAGCGGUUCAUCGAAACACCCUAUUCGACCCCGGAAGAAACAGCAAUCAUGCUGCACAUCGCUCGCUGCUUCCCGAGCAUCCGCAGUUUCAAAGCCCUACCUCGAUCUACAUCUGCAUUCAUCUGUCCGGCAUUUCCGUAACCAGUGGGAAGAUCUUCAAUCAUCUUCGAAUGUCGUCUUGCUCGGUUUUUGGUGACAAAUGGUCCAUCAUCCUGUUAUUCUUCCACUCAUUGGGAGCUUACGAUCACGAGUUUCUGUCUCGUUGAUUGUAAAACUGGGAAAUUUAGUCUAGAAUUACGCUCCGGGUCAGGGAACUAAUGUACUUUUAGCACCAUUCACGGAGGUCAUUCUGGCACGGCCAUACGUGGAUCGAGCUCUCUUUUCGAUCGCCAGAUGAAACAUGGACUCGAGUCGUGAUGUAUCCCGGAAUAAGGAAAAUGAAACAUCUGUAAUGAAAUUCAAGUGCCUAGCGUCCAGAGCUGUCUCGGGCAGAGACGCUGUCGAUAUAGAAAUCUGGGGUUAGGGUUAGCCCACCGGAGGACGCAAAAAAAGGGGACCCCCAACGACACAAGCCAGUAGUGCAGCGGCAAGGUCAU